AUCUGUAACAAAACAUUGCUUUUAGAACAGUCUGGCAACUACGAAUUCGCUAACUAGUUGCUUCUGGCAUUUUAUCGUUCAUUCGAUUUUGUUCUAUCAUCUAUGUUCGUCACAAUACAUUUGCGUAACCCGUUUUAACCCCUCGCCACACUAACUCACCAUGGCCACCAUGUUGCUUUUAUUGUGAACGUACGCCUUAGAGGUGGCGAAACUAUUGUGAAUAGAACUUUCGCUACUUCCUUAUACCAUGCCUAUAACACCGGCUCGCAAGCAUCUAAAUAACUUUUGUUAUACGUUGUAUUACUUUUUGGUAUUGGUACUGUAAUUGACAAUAUGGUUGUUAGGCCUUAUAACGAAGAAUUGAAAUACCUCGAGAAGAUAAGCGAUUGCUGUUGGCGGAUAAAAAGAGAAUUUCAGCCCAAUAUGAAAGUGGAGGGGUGUUUCUAUGUAAACAGCCGGUUAGAACGGCUCAUGCUAGAAGAGCUUAAAAACUCAUGUAGACCGGGAGCAGUCGGAGGUUUUUUGCCAGGAGUAAAACAAAUUGCUAAUGUGGCUGCUUUGCCAGGCAUUGUGGGACGAUCUAUAGGGCUCCCGGAUAUUCAUUCUGGUUAUGGGUUUGCUAUUGGAAAUAUGGCCGCAUUUGAUAUGCUCGAUCCCACAUCAAUAGUAAGCCCUGGAGGAGUUGGUUUUGAUAUCAAUUGCGGUGUACGUUUACUGCGUACAAAUCUCUUUGAAAAAGAUGUUCAACCUGUUAAAGAGCAAUUGGCGCAAUCUCUUUUUGACCAUAUUCCAGUUGGAGUUGGUUCUAAAGGUAUAAUCCCAAUGAAUGCUCAUGACAUGGAAGAAGCUCUUGAAAUGGGCAUGGAUUGGUCUCUUCGUGAAGGAUAUGUGUGGGCUGAAGACAAAGAGCACUGUGAAGAAUAUGGUCGUAUGUUAAAUGCGGAUCCAUCAAAAGUAAGUUUGCGUGCAAAAAAGCGUGGUCUUCCACAAUUGGGAACAUUAGGAGCAGGUAAUCACUAUGCAGAAAUUCAAAUUGUUGAUGAAAUUUAUGACAAAUGGAGUGCUAGUAAAAUGGGAAUUGAAGAAAAAGGUCAAGUAUGCGUUAUGAUACAUUCUGGCAGUCGGGGAUUUGGACAUCAAGUUGCUACUGAUGCUUUGGUUCAAAUGGAGAAAGCCAUGAAGAGAGAUCAAAUUGAAACAAAUGACCGGCAAUUAGCAUGUGCUCGCAUAAAUUCACAAGAAGGUCAGGAUUAUUUAAAAGCCAUGGCAGCUGCCGCAAAUUUCGCUUGGGUUAAUCGAAGCUCGAUGACUUUUCUUACGCGGCAGUCUUUUGCCAAAAUGUUCAACACAACUCCUGAUGAUCUUGAUAUGCACGUGAUUUAUGAUGUGUCCCAUAAUAUUGCAAAAGUAGAAAACCACAUCGUCGACGGCAAGGAAAAACAGUUGCUGGUGCAUAGAAAGGGAUCAACACGGGCUUUUCCACCACAUCAUCCUCUUAUACCAGUGGAUUAUCAAUUGACUGGCCAACCUGUUUUAGUAGGCGGUACAAUGGGCACAUGCAGUUACGUGUUAACUGGAACCGAGAAAGGGAUGCAUGAAACUUUUGGCUCUACAUGUCAUGGAGCAGGACGCGCUUUAUCCCGUGCUAAGUCACGACGGAACUUAGAUUAUAAAGACGUUCUUGAAAAAUUGGACCAGAUGGGUAUUGCUAUACGUGUGGCAUCACCAAAACUUGUUAUGGAAGAAGCGCCAGAAUCUUACAAAGAUGUUACUGAUGUCGUUGAUACAUGUCAUAUGGCAGGAAUUAGUAAAAAAUGUAUAAAAUUACGUCCAAUUGCUGUAAUUAAAGGAUGAAUAUUCGAAGUAAAUUUUAUCUAAAUUGUCAACAAAACCUGUGCCUAUUGUCCACUGUGGAAACUGCAUAUGUAUUGUAUACAUAUGUAUAUAUGUAUUGUAUACAUAUGUAUAUAUGUAUUGUAUACAUAUGUAUAUAUGUAUAGUAUAUUAGCAAAUAUUCGUAAUUUAUUGACUUUGAUUCAACUUAUUGGAAACUUUAUCGCAAUAUCAGAGAAUAUUUAUGAAUAGAGAAAGCGCAAAUCCUCAAUCAAAUCUUUUUGAGAACUAAUUUCUUUCACGUGAGGUAACUUCGAAAAAUAGAAAUACAAUGUGAGAAACGGGUAACAGGCUAUAAAUAGACACAAUGAAUGUUCUUAAAUAAAUAAUCGAUGCGCCUACCUA
This is a messenger RNA of Bactrocera oleae (olive fruit fly), 2238 nucleotides long. It is a transcript of the gene RtcB, whose product is annotated as RtcB RNA ligase. NCBI's taxonomy places the organism in Eukaryota, Metazoa, Arthropoda, Insecta, Diptera, Tephritidae. Gene Ontology annotation, cellular component: nucleus; tRNA-splicing ligase complex. Gene Ontology annotation, molecular function: RNA ligase (ATP) activity. The record is from RefSeq and is a predicted model, not a curated record. Gene Ontology annotation, biological process: tRNA splicing, via endonucleolytic cleavage and ligation.